UGACUUUCAAGUGUUUCUCACGCAUAAAAGAUACUCAUUGAAAUUCCAUUCCAAAGUGAUCAGUCGCUGUCAUUUCACUUGGUCAAUACAUUCAGUUACCCUCGUUUCGUAUCCUUUUUUCCAUUUUAUGCGGCUGCUGUUUGACCCACUUUUCUGGCUGCCACUAAAAAGUUUUCUGGAGUCAGAAAACUUCCUCGGGAUGUGUUGGAAUUAUUUGCCUCUUGGAGCGUGAAACCUUUAGUUUAUCAAAGAAGAUUCUCGUCAACUCGACAUGGAUUGGUAUGUUCCAGCUGUCAUUUUCUUGGUGUUUAUUGUAUUUAUUUUAAUCGGUCUCCUGGCCACAUAUUACUGCCUAAAGAAAGAGCUAUGCCCCUGUUCCAAGAUGGAGCCUCCCCAGAAGAACAAGGGAGCCGGGUACGAAGAGCUUGGGGAGGAGCCCACAGACACUUCUGAAGAGGAAGAGAACCCUGAGGAAGAAAAAGGUGGAGCACCGCCUGGGGACGAAUCCCCUGAGAAGUUGCCAAUUUUUGAAGUGGAUAAGGGAGACGAUGUUCAAAAAAUUGUGUCUGCAUACGGGGACAUUCAAGUAGAUACAGGACUUAAAGAAGUCGAUCACGUGCCAGUGUUUGGCAGUGUUCAUUUUCAAGCCGAAUAUUCAGCUAAAGUAGGCCGUGUGGCUGUAACCAUCUUAGAAGCCAGGGAGCUUCCUUCUAAAAGUCGAGGAGGCAGUUCACACUGUCGAUUUCAUCUGCUACUGCUUCCUUCAAGAAGGCAGCGCUUCAAAAGUAAGUCGCGGUCGACGUCACGUCCUAAAUUCGACGAAAAGUUUGUGUUUGACCGCAUUUUACAGCAGGACUUGUUUAGAAUGGCAAUUCGAAUCAGGCUCUAUGGACACGACAAACUCGGAAAAGAGAAAAUAAUCGGAGAACACAUACUGCAGCUAGCAGAUGUGGCUCAAUCACGAGAGAUGAAGAUGGAUGUCUGGAGAGAUCUUAAAGCUAACCUCACUGGCACAGACACCCCUUGACUUGGCUCAAGCCUGAUUUAUUUUACAAUUGUAACCACACAAAACAUUUCGAAGACUAACAAAAGAAGCGCAAUCCGGCUUCAACCGUAAACAGCAAGCCAGGGUCGUUUCUCAGGCAUUAUCAGAAAAAAGUGUAUUUCUUUCAUGUCUGCUGAUUUUUGAUUAACGCAUAGCCUGUUACAAGAUCCUGAAUUUAAAAGAGUAACGUCAAAAAAUUUUGCUUCGGUUGGUCUGUUACCAGCUGCGGACCUGCAAGCUUGUUGAUCGCGUGUUCGUGACUUUUCCUCACAGUUAUUCUUGUCUGUAACAUAAUUCUGACGUAGUAAAUGGUUUGAACCCAGGAGUAUCAGUAAUUCAUUUUGAGUGAUUGUCCGGAUGAUAUUAGUUAUGAAAAGAACUGCUCGUGAAAUUAAGUCGGUAUCAUGAUAAAUGCUUUGAACCCACGGGUAUCAGUAGUUCAUAUAGUUUGAUCGUCCGGGUGAGGGUAGUUCUGAAAAGAACUGUUGUUGGUGACUGAUGUGUCAGCAACCUGAGCGGAAGUCAUCUUCAGAGUCAAGUGAAUCGCGUUUGUCAAUCGAUGGAAUUAUAAGGCGUGGCUGAAUGAUCAGUUUAGCCGUGAUGGUAUUGACUGAAAGACUCGUGUAAAGUUUGGCCGGUUCGUGGAGGCAGCCUGGCCGAGUGGUUAGAGCGCCGGAUUUGAAAUCCGUAGGUGCCGGGUUCAAGUCUCGUUCUGACCACUAGCUGAUGUUGUUCUCGGUAGCCCCGAGUUCAACUUCUCGGCUGCGCUUGUAAAUAGUCAACUGGUCUGUCUCCCGCCAGUUGGGAUUCUUAACCUAGUUAUGUUUAUUUGAAUAUUCAUUUAUCAUUGCUGGUUCGCAUUGGUCCUGAAAAGCCCCAAUAAUGGGGAGUGGCCAAUUAAGUAUAUAUUUUUUUACAUUUUGUUCUAGUAAUUUUCGAUCCGUUUAUUGUUAGUCAAAUUAAGUCGGUGUGUUUGAGGUUCGUUUGUCGGUUUUCUUUAUGUCGUGGGUAAGUCGUUUGUACGAACUUUAUUUCUCAUAACACAAUAUCAAGAAUAGUAGCCUGAAAGUCACUUCUCA
Molecule: messenger RNA, 2124 nt
Organism: Orbicella faveolata
Lineage: Eukaryota; Metazoa; Cnidaria; Anthozoa; Scleractinia; Merulinidae
Product: synaptotagmin-16-like
Molecular function (GO): phospholipid binding
Source: RefSeq, a predicted model, not a curated record